AUGAGAUUCUCAUCUCUCCUCUCGAGCGGGCUCGCAUCUUUCUCACUGGUUGCUGGACUUCCGACCCUCACACCAUCUACAGAACACUCAGUUCAACAAGUCAGAAAUCCAGUGUAUAAGCGAGAUGGCCUCGCAGCGCUUCUCAAAGUGCAUCGAAAGUACCACAUUGAUCUUCCCGAUUAUCUCGCCGCUUCAGCCCUUGCUCGCCGUGAUGGAACUGGCACCGUUACCAACAGACCUAUCGAUGAUGAUGCCGAGUGGUUAACGCCAGUUCAAAUCGGCAACCCCCCAAAAACAUUCCAGAUGGAUCUUGAUACUGGAUCAUCGGACCUCUGGGUUCAUGGGUCGAAGUCGGCUGCUGCUGGCGGUAGUCGCACUCGAUACAACUCUACAGCAUCUGAGUCCUGUAAAGAGAUGAACGACGCAAAGUGGUUAAUCGAGUACGGAGAUGGAAGUGGCGCAUCAGGGCACGUGGUGAAGGACACAGUUUCGAUCGGCGGUCUCUCGGUGCAAGUCCAAGCUGUACAGGUGGCAGAUAAGGUUCACGACUCUUUCUCCAAGCAGCAAAAUGUCGAUGGACUAGUGGGACUGGGUUUCCACUCCAUCAACACAGUCACGCCAAAGAAGCAGAAGACGUUCUUCGAGAAUGUCAACGAGGAGCAUAGCGCUGGGGUGUUCACAGCAGACCUACAGCACGAUGCCCCAGGCACAUAUACGUUUGGUGUCAUCAACAAGACAGCAUAUACCGGUGAUAUCGUCUACACAGAUGUCGACCCGUCCAAGGGCAUGUGGACAUUUACAUCUACAGGAUUCACCGUUGGAGACGGCAAGCUCAAUAAGACAUCCACCAAAGUUAUCGCUGAUACGGGCACCUCACUCAUUUGGCUCCCCGACGAAAUCAACGAAGCUUACUACUCCCAAGUCAAGGGAUCAGAGAUUGACAAAACAGCAGGAGGAUACGUCUUCCCCUGCGAUACAAACCUUCCUGAUUUUACCUUUUACAUCGGCAAAACAGGAGUCACAGUACCGGGUGCCUAUAUGAACUUUGCUCCUUUAGCAGGACCCAGAGCCGGAAGUUCCCAGUGUUUCGGCGGACUACAGUCGAGUUCUGACUCGGACCUCAACAUUAUUGGGGAUAUCGCACUAAAGGCCGCGUAUGUGGUUUUCGAUGCGGAAAAGACACGGAUAGGGUUUGCUAAAAAGACAUUGCGUGGUGUGGAGUAG
Fusarium coffeatum is the source of this 1224-nucleotide messenger RNA. RefSeq lists its product as uncharacterized. The transcript has a single exon. NCBI's taxonomy places the organism in Eukaryota, Fungi, Ascomycota, Sordariomycetes, Hypocreales, Nectriaceae. The record is from RefSeq and is a predicted model, not a curated record. Gene Ontology annotation, biological process: proteolysis. Bases 1 to 1224 code for a protein of 407 amino acids. Gene Ontology annotation, molecular function: aspartic-type endopeptidase activity.